This is a messenger RNA of Rhodotorula toruloides NP11, 1158 nucleotides long. RefSeq names its product S1/P1 nuclease. Gene Ontology annotation, molecular function: endonuclease activity; nucleic acid binding. The record is from RefSeq and is a predicted model, not a curated record. Lineage: Eukaryota; Fungi; Basidiomycota; Microbotryomycetes; Sporidiobolales; Sporidiobolaceae. The transcript is spliced from 4 exons. Bases 1 to 1158 code for a protein of 385 amino acids. Gene Ontology annotation, biological process: DNA catabolic process.
AUGCGUCUACCAGCCCUCCUACUCCCCCUCACACUCCUCUCACUCGCCUCCCCAGCUCUGGGCUGGGGCGCAGCCGGCCACGAGAUCGUCGCAACCCUCUCCGAGAUCCACCUCCACCCCUUAAUCCUCUCCUACAUCCGCUCACCCGACUCAGGUCUCCUCCCACCUUGGUCGAGAGGCCACCUCGCUCCUCUCGCGAGCUGGGCGGACAGGAUAAAGGGAUUGCCGGAGUAUAGAGGCUGGAGUAAUGGGCUGCAUUAUACGGGUUGGAAGGGGGAUAGGCCGCCUGAGGUUUGUGCGUGGCCGGAGAGCAUGGAGCAAGGUGGGGAAGGGGGAGACGGAGGGUGGAACUCGGAACAUGAUGUACUGAGGGCGGUGGGGAAUUAUUCGCAGAGGUUGCAGGACAACCCGCACGAGGCGUGUUCGUCGACGAAACCGAUGCACAGCUGGCCCUCCUUCAAUUUCCUCAUCCACUUCCUCGGCGACAUCCACCAGCCCCUGCACCUAACCUCGCGCGAGCGGGGCGGGAACGGUGAUCCAGUUCUGUGGGAAGGGAGGGUGAGCAACAUGCAUUCGGUGUGGGACGGGUUGUUGAUCGCGAGGGCGUUGAGGGAGCAGAGGAAUUAUACGAGGCCGGUGCCGAGCAAACAGAUCGAAGACGCCCUCACAGGCCGCAUCUACGACCCCUACAUCCGUCUCCUCCUCUGGGAAGGCGUCCGGUCCUGGUGGCGCACUUCCCUCCCCUCCUGGUUCACCUGCUCUUCCCCCUCCUCCAUCUCUCCGCCCUUCAACCAGAUCCGCCUCAACCUCGGCGCAGACGACGUCGUCUGUCCCUUCACAUGGGCUACCGAGACGCAUAGGACCACGUGUGAGAUGGGUUUUCCGGAGGGGUACGAAAUGGAGCGGAAGCCGUUGGAGGAGAUCGGAGGGAGGAGCAACUUUUACGCCAAGAUCAGGAACUCCCUCACCCUCGAGCGUCUCCUAACACAAGCCGGUCUCCGCCUCGCGGCCGUACUCAACACCCUCCUCCGUCCCUACGCCGAACAAUGGGCCCUCACGAACGCGCCCGAAUUACUCUACGAGCAUCUGGUGGGUGUGAAGGAGGAGAAGGGCGUGGAGGGGUUGGUGAAUUUGAGGUGGAUGGAGGAGGGGUGGUGA